This is a messenger RNA of Ylistrum balloti, 2460 nucleotides long. RefSeq lists its product as uncharacterized. Lineage: Eukaryota; Metazoa; Mollusca; Bivalvia; Pectinida; Pectinidae. Gene Ontology annotation, molecular function: protein binding. The coding region runs from base 1 to 2460 and encodes 819 amino acids. The record is from RefSeq and is a predicted model, not a curated record. The transcript has 4 exons.
AUGGCCGUGUAUAUCGCGUUAAUGAUGUUGGCAGUGGCGGUUAUCGGCUGUAGCGGUCAGUCCAACAGUACCCCGUACUGUCGCUUCAUCUCCCAGGUCAGUUGUCAGAGUAAGGGCAGAAACAAUUUGUGUGGGACGGAUGGAAUCACAUACCAAAAUACAUGUUAUUUACUGAAAGCUCGCUGCCUCAAAUCAACAGUCCAGGUAGCUCAUUCAGGACCCUGUCCUACGUCCUCCUCUGUCCUAACUGGGAUGGGCGUGGUCUCCAUUUCAAACAUAGCGCUUGAUGUUUUCUGUCUGGAUCUAUUCAAACACUCUUGUGAUAGUGAGGAACGCCAGAACGUUUGUGGAACGGAUGGAACGACAUACGUUAACCUAUAUAUAUUUGUACACAAUCUCUGUUUCCUUACAGAUUGCUUUGAGAUGGAUUCCACCGAGAGUGAGCGUCUGUCCGUACUCUUGUCAACAUAUUUAGACAGAUAUUGCACAGGGACAAAGGAUGAUGUUGAUAUUAGGCAAAAAACACAGAUAGUAAUGGAACAGGCAUUCCAGUAUUCUAAUGUCGAGAUACAAAGGUUUUACGGUGGAAGUCGAGCUGAAGGAUUCUACUUAGCUAAUUCAGAUUAUGACAGAAUGUUAAUCGACAAAACGGUCGAGGUAUUAAUCCAACCCCGUCAGUACUUUCCUACAAAAACACGACAAACAUUUUUGUACAUGAGAGAUUCAGACUGUCGACCUGGUUACGUAAAUUUUAUGCUUCGUCAGUUAGGAGAGGUACCAAGUGAUCCGUUACUAAAUUCUUUGGUAGAAACCGAGGACGGAUAUUUCGUUUCAAGCGAUAUCUAUCGCGAACAACUUGUUUCAGCAAUGACUGCAAAAGUUGGGAGUUUGUUCAAGUCCAAUGGUCCUAGCUGUACGACUAACUCCUCGUCAUACAAUGCUGAUGUGGUGUUUUGUUUCCCUUGUAAAGGUUGGCCCACAGCGGCGCAGGAAUGGGUGACCCGUACACGACAGUAUGGUUGGCCACACCAAACUUUGAUUGACCGGAUUGUACGCGAUGGUUGUCAUGUUGUUCCAGUGGGCGACAAAACUUUGGACACCUUGUUACAUUGGAGAAUAUCGUUCAUAUCAGCAGAGAGAAUGUUAGUUCACUCUUUCAGUCAUAUUCAAUUCAAAGUUUACUUUUUACUAAAAUAUUUCUUACAACAACUAAAAGUAACACUAAAGCAGAUGAUUGGUGAUGAUGACAUUCUGUGCUCCUAUUUUCUUAAGACUGUCCUUUUUCAUGCCAUUGAAAAUUCUAAGGACACACUCUGGCAAGACAAAAACAUUUUCAAUUGUUUCUGGCUUUGCUUCAACAUUCUAAUAGCUUGGGUCAAGGCAGGGUAUUGUCCUAACUACUUCAUCCCAACAAACAACAUGUUCUUGAGAAAGAUCCAUGGACAUCACCAACAACGACUAGUAGAAAUCUUAAAUCAUUAUCAAAGGUUGAAGUGGGGCUGUCUUAAAGUUGGACAUUUUUUUCGUCCUACAAUUAUGGAUUAUCUAUGUCAUCAACCAAUCCAAGACAAACUUGUACAGCCCGAACCCGUUUCGGAAGUUGUCCUCCGCCGGGACCAGAGCAUUGUGCAAUAUUUGCGUACGUUGCAUUUCCCAGAAAGGAGGUCUCUGAAAAUAGUUUUAGGAAUGUUCAACUUGUUAUUAAAAUCAACGUCAGAGUAUGAUGAAGUGCUGUCGUACUACUAUGCCAUGCAUGUCCUGUACGACCUCUCUAUAGAGCAUGCGUAUCCAAAUCACACAACUGCUAUUGGCAACAAGACUAGGUACAGGAGCCUGAAGAAAGCAAAACAUUGGAUAAUACCAAGGACUUCCAUUGGCACAGAGGUGCUAUAUUUAGCGACGUUCUUCUUCCGGAUGGGGAAUUUCCAAAAAGCCCUCGAAAUCACCAGACAAGUUAUUGAUUUAGCGUCACACUUCUGGGAUGAAAAAGAAACAAUGACACCAGAACAUGAAGCAGAGUACAUAGAAGGAUAUUGCGGUUCAGAAAGUCCUUUCAUAUUCAAGCUGAGAAAAUUAUUUACAGCUUGUAUUUCGUUUGAGUUUGAACAAAAACAUUUCUGUCUUCCACAUCUUCGACCAGAAAUAUCGCAACAACAUGUUAAGUUGCUAAUCCCUCCAUUACCAUACGCUAUCUUUUUGUCCUUUAUGUGCAACCACGAACUAAAAGACAUCAACGAACGCGACAGAGCACUUCGCGAGCUUCUGAUAGUCAAGUAUGGUGGUAUGCAAGGAGGACAAAAGUACUGGAUAGUGCAUAAUCUCCUAGGGAUCUGCUAUGAAACUUUAGGUGACAUACAAAAGGCCAUCAAGAGCUACGAAAAAUCUGCACAAAUGAAGACAGAUAUCUACGAGUUGAACCCAGCUAAAGAAAGGAUGGAUGCCUUACGACAGAGAUGUUAA